Messenger RNA from Rhizophagus irregularis DAOM 181602=DAOM 197198, 1028 nucleotides. RefSeq lists its product as uncharacterized. The record is from RefSeq and is a predicted model, not a curated record. Gene Ontology annotation, cellular component: NuA4 histone acetyltransferase complex. Lineage: Eukaryota; Fungi; Glomeromycota; Glomeromycetes; Glomerales; Glomeraceae.
CUUUUUAAAUUUUCUAAUCAUUGAAAAUCAUUGAAAAUCAUUUAAUUCAAUUCUACGUUUAUUACAAAAUGCCAGAUGUUGGAGAAGAUCCUUCUACUAGCAACAAUACUCCCGCUGUAACAAGACAGAAAUUGGAAGAAGUAGAAGCAGAACUUAAAGAUUUGUUAGUUAGAAAAAAACAAGUUGAUAAAAGUCUGAAAACUAUAGAAAAUAAUAUUUGGAACUUUGAAGGUUCUUAUCUAGAAGAGACCCAUUCUGGUGGAAAUCUUAUCCGUGGGUUUGAUUCGUAUUUGAGACCUUCUACUGAGAAAAAGAAACGAACAGAAAUUACUCCUGAAGAACGAUUGUUUUCAAGAUCAAGCGUAACCUCUGAAAAGGCUGUAAGUAUAAAUGAUGAAUCAUCAUCGAGUUCAGAUGAUUACAUAAAGAAUGGUUAUAAACAAAUGAGUAGUAAUAGAAAGAAGAAAAGGCAAAGGCAUAGUUUUACUUUUACUCAAGAGGUUAAACAGGAAGUUAAACGAAUCAAAUUUACUUAUCAUCGUGAAGGUAAAGAUACAGAGGAAGAAUUGGAUAUUUGAUACUUUUAUAAUUUUAAAGUCAACCCUAUCAUUAUGGAGUAUUGCAAAUUAUAUUAAUUAGGUGCAGAAAAUAUCUGAAAAGAAUCACCUCUUUAUCAUCUAAUUUUAGUUCAUAAAAAUAUUGAACGUGAAGGUUUAAAGUACAAGGUUGGUCCAAUGGCUAAUGGAUCUCCAUAUUUCAUUUAAAAUUAAUAUAAUUAGUACAAAUUCUACAUUCAUUUUACUUCAAUAAUAAUAUAUUUAAAAGAUUGACAAUUUAUUCUUUUUUUUUUUGAUUAACUCAUUUUAUGUAAAUUUUAGAUUUAAUAGAUUUUACAACACUUUCACUCCCAUAUGAUUGUGGUUUAAACUUUAAAUCAUUUAAUAUUAAAAAUUUUUAAUUUUUUUUGUACAAUAUUAAAUGCAUUAUAAUAAGUGAGAUCAUCACAGUCUCGUUAUAUCAUCAUCACG